GUUCUACAAAACAGGAAACGGUAACGGGGCUGUUUUCCAAAGAUUGCAUCCUCCCUUGUCCUUUUCCACCUGGGGAUGAUGAAGUAAUCCACUGGAAAAAAGGGGACAAAAAUGUGCACAGCUACUACUACCAGAAGGAUCAGCUGGAAAGACAAGACCCAGAUUACAGACACAGAACACACCUUUUCCACGAGAACAUUCCUAAUGGAAAUGCCUCCCUGAAACUUAGUAACCUAACCUGGACUGAUGAGGGCCUUUAUUACUGCUAUGUGGGAACACAGGAAAAUAAAACAGAAGUGGAAGUCAUGCUGCACGUAAGAGAGGAACUGUCUGGUGUGGAAGGCAGCAGCGCUGCAAUUCCUUGUGAGCACAGCAGCAACACUGCAAGCACUGAAGGUUUCAGCGUAGUCUGGACGCUGAUCAGAAGCACAGCGGUUUCAGUCCUGGCCUCCUUCAAUGGCACACCUCACUCCUACCAGCCUCGGGUCCAGAUCAACCAAAGUGACUUUUCACUGAUGUUGCUUGAUCUUACUGCGAGGGACAGUGGAGAAUAUCUGUGUAAUAUUUCAACACCUCACUACACAAAACUUACUGUGAGAACUUUGCGGGUUGAAAAUUCAGGUCACGCCGGGAAAAUUGUGGGAGGAGUGAUUGCUGCAGUGGUGCCGUUUGCAGGAGUCUCCCUGGGUCUCUGGGUCUACUUCAAG
Messenger RNA from Merops nubicus (carmine bee-eater), 707 nucleotides. It is a transcript of the gene HHLA2, whose product is annotated as HERV-H LTR-associating 2. Gene Ontology annotation, cellular component: external side of plasma membrane. The record is from RefSeq and is a predicted model, not a curated record. NCBI's taxonomy places the organism in Eukaryota, Metazoa, Chordata, Aves, Coraciiformes, Meropidae. The annotation marks the transcript as partial. Gene Ontology annotation, biological process: T cell costimulation; negative regulation of T cell proliferation; immune response. The transcript is spliced from 3 exons.